Rhinichthys klamathensis goyatoka is the source of this 3115-nucleotide messenger RNA. RefSeq lists its product as uncharacterized. The record is from RefSeq and is a predicted model, not a curated record. The transcript is spliced from 13 exons. The coding region runs from base 212 to 2905 and encodes 897 amino acids. NCBI's taxonomy places the organism in Eukaryota, Metazoa, Chordata, Actinopteri, Cypriniformes, Leuciscidae.
CAAAGGACAGAGGCAUCUUUCUGGGAACCGGGAUUUAUGUCUCCGGGAAUGUGCGUGAAUUCAUCCAGAUUCACCGCCCACACUCGCAUGGAAGAGACCGACCGGAUCAAAUCGGUUUCUCCACACAGCAAAAGUUACUGAAACUUCACAAAACACUUUCAAACCUGUUCUACCGGGCAUCGGGCGUCACGGUCCACUUGCUUAUUAUGAUAUGCUGAGAGAUUUUAUCAGGGCAGCAGCCAUGCGUGUGGAGCUGAGUUUGGGUUUUUUGGUGUUAAUGUGCAUUUUUAAAGAAACGACCCAAUGUUUAAUUAUCAGCGAAGUGAACUGUGACAAUCCCAGAUUGGACACUCAUGAAUUUGUGGAACUGUACAAUGAUGGCACGAAUCCCACUUCUCUGGAUGGAUACACACUGGUGUUCUACAACGGCAAUGGAGACUCAGCCUACCGGGUCAUCGAUCUGAGUGGACAGCAUACGGAUCAGAGUGGCUUCUUCUUAGUUGGCUCUUCUGAACUGACUCCCCGUCCCGCCGUCUCUCUUCCGCCCAACUCCGUUCAGAACGGGCCCGACGCCAUCGCACUCUACGGCCCCAACUGGGACCCGGUCUCUGAAGGGGGACACGUUUCAGGAGUGGGGUUGUUGGACGCAGUGGUGUACACUUCUCGUAAAUCCGCAGAAGGCGCCGAUGGCCUCGCGUCGGUUCUGACUCCCGGCUCGGUCCCGUACCUGGAGGAUGAGGCGGCUCUGGAGGGGGACGAGUCCAUUCAGCGCUGCUGGCAGUCGGAAAACCUCUGGACGUUUUACACGGGCCCCCCCACCCCUAUGUGGGUCAAUCAUUGCCCACCGCCGACCCCUGCGAAUGUUUGGAUCAACGAAGUCGACCUCAGCGGGCCGGACCGGCGGGGUCUUGUGGAACUCAAUGUUGGCAAGGCAAACGGGUCGUUUUCUUUGGUGGUUUAUGAUGUCACCACAGACCUCAUUAGCUCGAGUGUGGAGUUCAUCGCAAAAGAGGCUGGGAUCUUCACCGUACCUGUGAAUACUGCGACUUUGGCAGUGCCACAAAGUGCAGCAUUGGCGUUGUAUGAUGGCCCGGCAUCAAACUUCCCUAAGGACGGCCCCCUCAGCCACGAACAGCCAAUCGAUGCCUUUGUUUACGGUGACUCCUUGCACAUGCCCAGUGAGAACCUCACAGAGACUCUUAUACCCGGGAGAAAACCCUUCAUACUCACAGAAAGUUUUCACACAGCAGGUGUUCAUGCCAGUCGGUGUGGUGUUACCGAAUGGACGAGAGAUCCGGGACUGUUUGUUACGAGGCCCCGGAGUCCCGGAAAACCCAAUGACUGCGUUUGGUUUCAGUCCUGCCCGCUUAACAUGACCUUUUCUACGGUGGCAGGACGUAGCUAUCCCGCGAUUCAUAGCGAUAUGGAUUUCCUACUUAAUGAGAUCAAUACUGACACCCCAGGAGGAGCCGAGGACGAGGAGUUUAUAGAGUUGUGGCAUCCGUCUGGCUUCCGUAUGUCGCUGGAUUUCAUCUGGCUGGUGAUGAUCAAUGGACAGAAUGCAGCGGUGUACUAUGAGCUGGAGCUGAAUGGGUAUUUCACAGAUGAUGACGGAUACUUCCUGAUUGGCAGUGCUAAGGUCGGCCCUGACAUUAGAAUCCCAUUGAACACUAUUCAGAACGGCCCGGACGCUAUAGUGUUAUAUCGCAGCAAGUCUCCGCCCUCUCAGGAGAGUCCCAGUAUUCCCAGAAGAGGUUUGCUGGAUGCAGUCGUUUAUCGCACUCGUGGAUCUGAUAGAAGGGUUUCAGAGUUAACGCAAGCGCUGACACCAGGACAGAUCCCUCUACUGGAGGACAUCAGCGCGUUACCCGGCGAUGAGACCCUCACCCGAUGUGGACCCGAGAGACUCAACCUCGAUGCUUUCAGGGUCGCUUCUCCCACACCAAGGAAGCAGAAUAACUGUCCCACGAAACCCACUAUACCUCCACCCCCUGAGGGUCUCCUCAUCAAUGAAUUCUAUAGACUAAACUACACAGUAAACCAAAGUUUAUUUGUGGAAUUGAUAGGCCCACCGUUGACUCCAUUGAAUGGAGUUGUUUUAGUAUUUUUUGGGGAAGACACUAAAGCAUUGAGUGUCCCGCUCAGGGGCAGCACAGGAACAGACGGGCUCUAUCUCAUCGGGAACGUCUCUAACGCAGAUCAGGGUUUGCCCGCGCUGGAUCAAUCAGAAUUGGGUGCAGUGCUGUUGUGUUUUGAGCCGUCAGGAUCAGGUGUUUAUGGGGAAAACUCGCUCAGUCUGGACUGGCUAGUUUUUUCCGUUGACCCAAAGUUACAAAGAUUUCUCCAGCACAACACAACAUGCAUACAACUCGUGCCCUUCAGUUCUUUCUCUCGAUGUGCAUCAGACGGGCCCGUUCUCUGGGUCUCAUCCGAGGAGACUCCAGGCCUCCAGAACCUCUGCCCGACACCUGCCCUGUCCAGCUCCGUGGAUGUGUGCCUGGAGAGAAAUUUAGGAACAGGAAAUUGUGACCAGGAGGAAUUGGCUGAUUUGUUCGAAGGUUUGUGUUCCUGUGGGAUCACAAGCUUGCAUGUUAAAGGUGUGAAUGUGUCCUGCGAGGCGGGUGUAUUGGACGCGCAGGGGCCUGUUCUUGCUGUUACUGACCAACAGAGGGAGGAAAUCACUGAUACACUGAACACCUACAAGCUCUCGUGUUCACCUGUACAGGAGCUACAGGUUCAUGGAGCGGGGCCACCGGUCGCGCUGCAGGUCGGGCUUGUUCUCGCAGCGCUUCUGCUGUUCGCACUGGGUGCCGCGCUGUUUGUCUACUUGUACAAAACCAGGCGUCCUGCUGACUACCUCUCCAUGCAGUUGAGCGACCAGGUCGAGACGCCACUCGAACUUUAGUGUGUUUGCAUGAGUGUGCAUGUGAGUGUUUGCGUGUUUUUUUAUGAAAAUGAAUGUGUUUUUACUGUAGAUGAAUGCAGGCUCACAGUUUUAUCAAACUCUCACAGGUUUUGAUUGUGCAAUGUUGAUAUUCUCAAGAUUUUAUCAAAGUGUCAGGAUGUUUAAUUUCUUCAGUGUUUUAUCAAAUGCUCCAAAAAAACAUUAUUUUAU